Molecule: messenger RNA, 1648 nt
Organism: Exophiala mesophila
Lineage: Eukaryota; Fungi; Ascomycota; Eurotiomycetes; Chaetothyriales; Herpotrichiellaceae
Exons: 2
Coding region: 344-757 (137 amino acids)
Biological process (GO): cellular response to oxidative stress; cell redox homeostasis; hydrogen peroxide catabolic process
Cellular component (GO): cytoplasm; peroxisome; mitochondrion
Molecular function (GO): thioredoxin peroxidase activity
Source: RefSeq, a predicted model, not a curated record
UUGUGUCACUUACCCCUCCAAGCACGUCAAUAGCCAGUAGCCACCAGCCACCAGCCACCAGAUUGGCGAGUACUCCGUAAGUUGACCUUGCGCUGGGUAAAUGCUCUGCCGCAUACGACCGGAGCCUCGGUUGGAGCUUCUCGUGACUUCCCUUCCUUAGGUGACUGCUUACCUAGGCACGCAUACCCACAACGCACCCCUCCAUCACCUCAUUGUUGUCCUCUUAAGCAACCAAUUGUUCUUUUAUUCACCAUCCAACCCCCACCAUUGACGCAGCUGACCAAAGCAAAACUACUGAUAAUCAAAGCUUCUCUCUCUCAGAAUAGCUGCACAUCCCACCGAAAUGUCUGGACUCAAAGAAGGUGAUCAAUUCCCGGACGACGUGGUGUUCUCAUACAUCCCAUACACACCGGAAUCUGAAGCCAUUACUGCUUGCGGCAUCCCAAUCAACUACAACGCAUCGAAAGAAUGGGCCAACAAGAAAGUCGUCCUCUUCGCAGUCCCAGGGGCCUUUACUCCAGGAUGCUCAGUCCGCCACCUGCCAGGUUACAUUGAGAAUUUGGAAAAGAUCAAAGGCAAAAAAGUCGAUAUCGUCGCAGUACUGGCGUACAACGACGCCUUUGUCAUGAGUGCAUGGUCCAAGGCUAAUGGGAUCAAAAAUGAUGACAUCGUGAGUUCGCUUCUCUGCAAGUGGUUUCCCUUUUUGUUCAAAGACGUUGGAGGGGGUCAGCGAUCGAAGUCCGCGAUGGCGUACUGAAUGAAGCCCAUGAAUCACUACCAAGAUAGCAUUCCUGAACGAGAAAAGAGACGACGAAAACAACAACUAACGGCGAGCGUAUGACAGCUGUUCCUUUCCGACCCCGAGACCAAAUUCUCCAAAUCAAUCGGCUGGACCUUAGGCGACCGCACAGCCCGCUACGCUCUCAUCAUCGAUAACGGGAAAAUCACUUAUGCGGAGAAGGAGCCCGGAAGAGAUGUCACGGUGAGUCCAAGAAUUCCAUGAAUCUCGAUUUUGCUUGUGAUCGAUUCUUCGAUUGUUUCGAUCGCUCCGAUCGGAUUUCCGCCUAUACUUUUUCUGGUGGCUCGAUUUGGCUGCCUGGCUAGCUAUAUUAGAGUUUUACAGCAAACCUGUAUCAAAGCCGUACCAAGUCGGGCCCCCCGUACAUACUAAUGUCCUCACAUGAAUCGGAAAGGUUCCUGCGUUGUUUUUCUCUUGCAUUUAGCCUUAUUCUGUUGAUGCAACCCGGUAUAUCUGGCUGUUUUGGAACUGGGCCCUUGCUGACUCUUUUCUUUGUAUAGGUUUCGGGGGCUGCCGCUGUGCUUGCCAAAUUGUGAUGUGGGUCGGUGGCUGUUACACGAGGUACGGUACUGCAUCUGCACAUAUCAAGCAACAUGGACGGACGACUACUCAAGCUGCUUGUAUACGGGAUCCGAGGGAAAAAUCCACCUUCUCAGGGAGACUUCCGGACGCUGUAUUGAAUCCAGCAGAAAACUUUCGAAAUAUGAUUCCGAUUAGCAUCGUGGCUGUCGGGUCUAGGUAGACGGUUUCACAGCCAGCAAAAUUCUAGACAUAAGAUGAUAAAAUACAAUCAUGAUCAUAGUCAUUCUCCGACCCCGUAGAGACGGGAUCCCGGCGUUGGAAAGCCAG